AUGGAUAUAUCAACGUAUGAAGAACGCAAUAAUGGCAUUAUUGGGACUGAUCCUCUCGUUUCAAUGUCUAUCAGAGCAAGACAUCGUAGAAAUGUCCAUGAACAUGAAUUUUCAAGCCUAAGUUCAAGUCCUCACUCUGAUUCUAGUUCAUCAUUUGCUUCUAUUCCUGACGAGAAUCUUUGA
Molecule: messenger RNA, 183 nt
Organism: Diversispora eburnea
Lineage: Eukaryota; Fungi; Glomeromycota; Glomeromycetes; Diversisporales; Diversisporaceae
Source: the annotation of a GenBank genome assembly